AUGGCAGACGACAAGCUGCGGGCAUAUGGGCUACGGCCUGAGUCGCGAGUGCUCAUCAUCAUGACCGGAGGCACCAUCUGCAUGCGCCCUUCGCCAUCAGGAUUUAUACCAGCUCGGGGUUUCCGGGAGGCUGCCCUGGAGCCAUCGCCGGUCUUCAACGACGGCUCAGAGCCAGGCGAGCUCGACGUCGUGGUGAAUGCAUCGGGGGAGCGGGUCAGCCACCGCAGCCUGCGGACGCCCCUGAGCACUUACAACGCCCGUGUACGCUAUGCGGUCUACGAGUUCGAAGAGCUGCUCGACAGCAGCUCGAUCGACGCCAAAGGCUGGGCCCAGAUCGCAAGGGCGAUAUCCUGGAACUACACGAUCUUCGACGCCUUCGUGGUGCUGCAUGGGACGGACAGUCUGGCGUACACCUGCUCUGCGCUCAGCUUCAUGCUGCAGAACCUGGGCAAGCCGGUGAUCCUGACGGGCAGCCAGACGCCGAUGCUGCAGCUCCAGAAUGAUGCGGUGGAUAACCUGCUGGGAUCGCUGGUGAUAGCGGGCCAUUUCAUGAUCCCCGAGGUCUGCCUGUACUUUGACGGCAAGCUGUUUCGAGGCAAUCGGACGACCAAGGUGGCCGCCAGCGACUUUGCUGCGUUUGCGUCUCCGAAUGCGCCGCCGCUGGCUACGACGUCCUCGAUGAAGACGGACGUGGCGUGGGACCUGGUGAAGAAGCCGACGAGCAUCCAGCAUUUCAGGAUCCGGACGAACCUGGAUACGACGCAUGUGGCUUGUCUGCGCAUCUUCCCCGGCAUACAGCCUGAGAUGGUGGACUCUGUCCUGCGCCUGCCCGGCUUGCGAGGGCUGGUGCUGGAGACCUUUGGUGCAGGCAACGCUCCCAGCGGACAGGACAAUCGCAUGACCAAGGUGCUUGCCGAUGCCAUCAAACGGGGGAUUGUCAUCGUCAACGUCACCCAAUGCCUGUCCGGAAGCGUGUCUCCGGUGUAUGCUACUGGUAUGACACUCUCUCGAGCCGGCGUCGUUGCUGGCGGCGACAUGACGACGGAGGCAGCCCUGACCAAACUGGCCUACCUGCUGGCCAUGCACGACGCUACACCCGAGUCCGUGGCCAGAGAUAUGUCUAUAUCCCUACGGGGAGAGCUAUCAGACCGCCACGACCCUCUCUUCCGACACCCAGACGGCACCCUACCCGACAGAGUCAAGAACCUGACCGCGCUCGGCUACGCCAUCUCCCACGGCGACCUCGGCCAGGUCACUGAUAUCAUGCGCGGAGGCCAGGAAUGGCUCCUCAACGACCGGGACUACUCUGGCAACACCCCAUUGCAUCUGUCUGCCACGUCUCCUGACAUAUCUAUCCUCCGUUACUUUCUCCUGCACGGCAGCUCAGUGCAUAUCCGAAACAACUCGGGCAAGACGCCUCUCUUUCUCGCGGCCAACGCCGGCCUGGUCGACCAUGUAGAGCUACUUCGCCGCUCCGGAGCCCAUCUGCACGCUGACGAGCUUACGGUGGCCGAACUCCACGCCAAACGGCGACCAGACAUCUGGGCCCUGGCCGGCGUAGACGUCCAGUGUUCGAGCAAGCAGAGCGGCGACCUGGCAGAGAAGCUCAAGGCCGAAGCUGAGAGCAGACAGAGCUCAGGGACUACGACUCCAGAGGUCACUCUUCCACUGCCCAACGGUCACUGA
This is a messenger RNA of Microsporum canis CBS 113480, 1686 nucleotides long. RefSeq names its product lysophospholipase. The transcript is spliced from 3 exons. Gene Ontology annotation, molecular function: asparaginase activity; protein binding. The coding region runs from base 1 to 1686 and encodes 561 amino acids. The record is from RefSeq and is a predicted model, not a curated record. NCBI's taxonomy places the organism in Eukaryota, Fungi, Ascomycota, Eurotiomycetes, Onygenales, Arthrodermataceae.